This is a messenger RNA of Callorhinchus milii (elephant shark), 2672 nucleotides long. RefSeq names its product ring finger protein 41, like (gene rnf41l). Bases 291 to 1160 code for a protein of 289 amino acids. The record is from RefSeq and is a predicted model, not a curated record. Lineage: Eukaryota; Metazoa; Chordata; Chondrichthyes; Chimaeriformes; Callorhinchidae. The transcript has 8 exons. Gene Ontology annotation, molecular function: zinc ion binding.
UGGAGGUGACAUUGUUACGUUACCGGCGCCGCUGUCGGGCUCUCACGCCGCGGUGCUGGGUGUUGUCAUGGUAACGGCCCGCCCUCCCCGCUUUACGACAUUCAGUUUCCGGCGCUUUGCGGCAGUGGUUGAUGGGAUUGGAGGCGCGGCUCGAGCGGUGUAUCCGACUUAGACACUGGGCAGAAGAACAGUUGAACGAUUAUCCUAUACCAUGCAGAAGUAGCUGCUGAGGUGUUUUAGAGCAGCUGGUGUUCAGGAACUGGAACAGAUGCUGAUUGUGAUUGGAUAUCAUGGGCUAUGAUAUAGAGCGAUUUAUAGGCUAUGUAAACGAUGGACUAUUGUGUUGCAUUUGUCGGGAUGUGUUAGAGAACCCCGUACAGGCACCAUGUGAACAUGCCUUCUGUACAUCGUGUAUCCAUGGCUGGCUCAUUCAGAAUCAUAAUUGUCCUGAAGAUCGGCAGCCCCUGGACAUAUCCAUGCUUCGACCAUUAUUCAGAUAUAUGAGAAAUGAUCUGAAUCGUCUUCAGAUUUGGUGCCGAAACCGAGAACAUGGAUGUGAAACAAUCUGUUCUUUAGAAGCUAUUGACCGACAUGAGAGGGAGUGUGAAUACAGCCGUGUUCCAUGCUCAAAUGCUGGUUGUACUGCUCAGGUCGAGCGUCGCAAUCUGGAAACCCACGCAGCUGUGUGUGAAUAUCGGAGCCGGGAAUGUUCCGAUGGAUGUGGUUAUACAAUUCUCAGUGUAGACGAUGUACAGCACAACUGUAUAGCAGAGUUACGGACAGAGCUGGAAUUGCUCAGGUCUGAGAUGAUUUGUAAAGUAGAAGAAGUGAGACACGAGAUGGAAUCCCGUUUGGACUCUCAAAGAAGGCAUAUGGUGCAGAAGGAAAGUCUUCUACAAAAUGAAAUUGAGGAGCUGAAGAGUCAGAUGUCACGUGUGAAGUCAGAUAUGCGGACACUCGUGGCAGAAGAAAGACAGCACCGUCAGGAGCUGGAACAGGCUGAAUUGGAGAAGAGAGAACUGAUGGAGUUAUUGAAAAGUUUGCAUAAAGAUACCAGGGCUGCAGCUGGAGAGGGAAACAGCAAAAAGCACACCAAUGGUCGACCUCUUUUACGCCUGGAAAGCAUUAAAAGAAAACCAAGAGAGGUCACUGUCAUCUAAGAAACAGCCUUUUUUCUCCACAAGGAAUUCUUUCCUGGUCUUGUGUUGCCAGACAUCUACAGAAGGAUCACAAUGUUAGGUUUUACUGAGGUCCUCGUACAUUUCUUCUCUGGUUCAAAGGUUUCUGGAGAAUGAACACGCUUACCUCAUAACUGCUUCGACUGCCUAUCAUCUACGCACCUUCCACGACUGGAUAUAAAACUCCCCAAAAGGGAGGGGGAUCCAGGGGGGAACCAGGGUUAUCGCCCUUUCUUUACCUCCCUAUCAGAUUCCUGAGCAACUCUCUCAAUGCAUGUUGUCCUUUCCCCUCCUUCAACACACUGCAUACUCUUUUAUUGUACGCAACCCUCAAUUACUCUUGCCCACCCUUACUCUGUCACUUGCUGUCACCUCUAUGUUCACCUUCCCUGCCCCAAUUUAUCGCACUUUUCCUGAGACUGGGAUGCUUCCCCUGUCACACAGGAGUGUUAUCUACUACAAUAGAAACAAAACAGUCCUAAAGGCAGUGAUGUCCAGGAACAAUUCGUUCUUCUGAGUCUUUUUCAAUAUCCUGAAAAUUAGGUCCAUCUAUCUGCAAUCUUUGUCACUGACCCUACUGCCAAUCACUCCGCCCUGGGGGAAUGGGGGUUCCCAUAUUACUCUUUUACUCUCACUUGCUGUUACCUCUAUGGUUGCUUUCCCUGCUCCAAUUUAUCCCACUCUUCCCCGCCCACCUCCUCCCUGUGUCGGACUCCGCCACUGUCAAGCGCUCCUGGACACUACCCCGCGUGAAGUGCGCUAUAUAAAUGCAAGUUGCUGCUGUUGUAUUACCACAGAGUCAAGGAAGGGCUCAUCAGCAAUUCCUUUCAGGACCUACUAGGCUUGCCAUAGUAAUACAAAUACUGCCCUUAGCCACCAGGAAUGAACAAACAAAAAAAGUCUCUUUUGAAGAUCAGUUUUAUUAAAAUUUCAUUUCAAUACUGCUAUAAAAGGACGACAUCUUCCAACUUUCUUCAACGAAAAUAUUCACUUUGUUUUUUUUACUAAAUCUUAUCACUACAAGUCAUCGGAGUCAAAUAUUGGUCCAUCAGUGCCAGAAACUCCAGUACAGAAUCUCACACUUCAUUGUCUUUUGUUGAGGCAAAACGUUUACUUGUUCACAAAUAAAGAAAGCGUGCAACGGGUUCAGGUUAGCGUGUGAAGGAUCGCACAUGUCUGCCCCUUCCUCCACUUCCACUGCUAAACUUUCCUCUUGAGCCUCCACCACUGCUCCAUGAUGGUGCUGCUCCUCGCCCUCUCGAUGUACGAUCCCGGGGACUUUGACGGUAUCCUGAAAUAUAAAUAUGCAAAAUAUGUGCAGAUUGUAAAGAAUGCAAUAUACACCUUUGGCCUAUGUAUUACAGUAAUAUAAGUAGUGCGACUUAUUCAAUGCCUUGUUCGUGGGCCUAUCAUUUCUAUAUUCAGAUUUUGUUUUCUCUCUUGUAAAAGCAAAUGGAAUUUCAAACUUGGUGUAAUAAAACAUGUACUAAAGAU